AUGAUGUCUCGAGCAGCGGUCCCCUCGACCUCCACUCUCGCCCACAUCUCCCAUCGGGCCGCCGCCCUCCCCUCGACGUCUGCUGCCCGCUUGUCAACUGCGACGACAACCCGUACCUUCGCUACCGUUCAAGAUGGAGCUGCCCCGAAGAGAACAUAUGGCGGAUUGAAGGACCAGGACCGUAUUUUCACAAAUUUGUAUGGUCACCAUGGUACCGACCUCAAGUCGGCGAUGAAGUAUGGCGAUUGGUACAAGACGAAGGAUAUGAUUCUCAAGGGUCAUGAUUGGCUCAUCUCUGAAAUCAAAGCCUCUGGUCUUCGUGGUCGUGGUGGUGCUGGUUUCCCUUCUGGACUUAAAUACUCUUUCAUGAACUUCAAAGACUGGGACAAAGAUCCCCGACCACGAUAUCUCGUUGUCAACGCCGAUGAGGGUGAACCCGGAACCUGCAAAGAUCGUGAAAUUAUGCGCAAGGACCCCCAGAAACUUAUCGAGGGAUGCUUGGUUGUCGGUCGGGCCAUGAACGCUACCGCCGCUUAUAUCUAUAUCCGUGGUGAAUUCUACGAGGAGGCUACCACUCUUCAGCGUGCUAUACACGAGGCUUACCAGGCUGGUUUGAUUGGCAAGAACGCUUGUGGAUCUGGCUACGACUUUGAUGUCUACAUUCACCGUGGUGCCGGUGCCUACGUCUGCGGUGAGGAGACUUCGCUCAUUGAAUCUCUUGAAGGAAAGGCUGGAAAGCCUCGUCUCAAGCCACCUUUCCCUGCUGCUGUUGGUUUGUUUGGUUGCCCCAGUACCGUCACCAACGUUGAGACCGUCGCUGUUGUUCCUACUAUUAUGCGUCGCGGUGGCAGCUGGUUUGCCGGUUUCGGUCGUGAGCGUAACCAGGGUACCAAGCUCUUCUGUAUUUCGGGACAUGUCAACAACCCUUGCACCGUUGAGGAAGAGAUGUCUAUCCCUCUCCGUGAGUUGAUUGACCGCCACUGUGGUGGUGUUCGUGGUGGAUGGGACAACCUCUUGGCUGUCAUCCCCGGUGGUUCAUCCACCCCUAUCUUGCCCAAGAGCAUCUGUGACGACCAAUUGAUGGACUUUGACGCUCUCAAGGACUCCCAGAGUGGUCUCGGAACUGCUGCCGUCAUUGUCAUGGACAAGUCUACUGAUGUCGUUCGCGCCAUCUCCCGUCUGUCUCACUUCUACCGCCACGAAAGUUGCGGACAAUGCACACCCUGCCGUGAAGGUAGCAAAUGGACACAACAAAUCAUGCACCGAAUGGAGCACGGCCAAGCCCGCGAGCGUGAAAUCGACAUGCUCCAGGAACUCACCAAGCAGGUUGAGGGACAUACCAUCUGUGCUUUGGGUGAGGCCUUUGCCUGGCCUAUCCAGGGUUUGAUUCGACACUUCCGCCCUGAGCUCGAGGCUCGCAUCAAACAGUACGAGAAGGAGCAUGGCAAGCAGCCUUUCGCUGGCGGUUGGGCUCCUGAGAGUCGGGAGGAGGGCAAGCUUAUUGCGCCUGGUCAAUAG
Messenger RNA from Talaromyces marneffei, 1518 nucleotides. RefSeq lists its product as uncharacterized. Bases 1 to 1518 code for a protein of 505 amino acids. The transcript is spliced from 3 exons. The record is from RefSeq and is a predicted model, not a curated record. Gene Ontology annotation, molecular function: NAD binding; 4 iron, 4 sulfur cluster binding; NADH dehydrogenase (ubiquinone) activity. NCBI's taxonomy places the organism in Eukaryota, Fungi, Ascomycota, Eurotiomycetes, Eurotiales, Trichocomaceae.